AUGUCUGACGCUGCAGCCCCCACCGACGUUUCCACCGGCGCCUCUGUCGCCGCUGCUGGCCAGGACCCCUCGACGAAGGAGGUUGCCGCUGAGACGGUCUCUUCGUCGUCCAAGGGGAAGGGCAAAGCCGUCGAGGAGGAGAAUGACAAUGACGACGAAGAUGACGAUGAUGACGACGACGACUCCGAUGACGAUGAGGACGAUGAUGAGGACGAUGAGGACAUCGAGCCAGAUGAAGUCGACCCCACCAACAUCUCCGCUCCUGGCAUCGGCAACCGUCCCACGCGCAGCCGCAAGCCCAUCGACUACUCGAGCGAGGAGGCGCAGAAGGCAGCUGGCUUCGACCCGGACCAGAGCGCCGAUGAUGAAGAUGAGGAUCAGGAAUUCAAGGGGGACACCUCGAUGGAUAGCUAAUCGUCUACCGGUCUUUCGCAGCUCGAUCUUAAUUUCUCGCUAUCCCUUACGCUGCGUUAUAUCACCCUCUGUCGAUCUGAUAUCGUGCCCCUCCUGACUGUCUGUCAUUCAUCAUCGCUCGAUCAAAAUCUCAUUGUCAAAUUGUACCAUCUC
Messenger RNA from Jaminaea rosea, 567 nucleotides. RefSeq lists its product as hypothetical. NCBI's taxonomy places the organism in Eukaryota, Fungi, Basidiomycota, Exobasidiomycetes, Microstromatales. The transcript is spliced from 4 exons. The record is from RefSeq and is a predicted model, not a curated record. The coding region runs from base 1 to 414 and encodes 137 amino acids.